AUGAGGAAGGCACAAGAAAAACAGGGGAUCUUCCACCUGGUAGGGACAGACAAUGAAAGGAACAUGGAUCUUUGGGGGAAAGAAGGGGGGCGUGUGGACGUGUGGGUGGUGUGGUUUGUGUUGGGUGGGGAGGGGGGAACCACGCAAGGGCCAGGGAAUGCAGAAAAGGAAAGACCAGAAACAGCAUGCGAAAGGGAAGGAGCAAUCCAAACACACGCAACAGGGGCGCCAGGUCGCGGUGGUGUGCAGCAUCGACUUUCAAUGUCGGUGGGGAAUAAUAAUGUUCAGUCCAGCCCAGUACCUGAGGUGCAGGCCACCCAGUCCGGCUCGUUCGCCGCAGGCCAGCAGUCGAGACCAGCCAGACGAGGCCAGGCUUUGGAGACUAGUGCCGGUGUUUUCUAA
Messenger RNA from Sporothrix schenckii 1099-18, 402 nucleotides. RefSeq lists its product as uncharacterized. The transcript is spliced from 2 exons. The record is from RefSeq and is a predicted model, not a curated record. The coding region runs from base 1 to 402 and encodes 133 amino acids. Lineage: Eukaryota; Fungi; Ascomycota; Sordariomycetes; Ophiostomatales; Ophiostomataceae.